AUGUCCGCUGAGGACCGGCCGUCCAAAUCCCUCUUCUUCCUAGAAAGAGAUGAGCUGUUCAGUCAAAGACACAUUGGUCCUUCGCCAGAGGAUGAGGCUCAAAUGGUCAAGACCUUGGAUCCACCGGUCAAAGAUUUGAACGAUUUCAUCCACCAGUCUCUGCCUCGGGAUAUUCGGGCGAGUAAAGAAUUGCAACUGCAGAAUGUAUAUGGGAAAAUAAACGCACAAGGUGCCCGCGAAGUCGCCAUUGAACGGGAGCUUUGGGCCCUCCAAAACGAAAACAAUGUUCAUGCUUCGCUGAUUGGCAUGGGUUACUACGGGACCAAUACUCCCUCAGUCAUCCAGCGGAAUGUCCUGGAAAGUCCUGCAUGGUACACAAGCUACACCCCAUAUCAGGCAGAGAUCAGUCAAGGCCGCUUGGAAUCUCUGCUGAAUUUUCAGACCCUUGUCACCGAUCUCACCGGCCUUGCCAUUGCCAAUGCUUCCGUUCUUGACGAGGGAACCGCGGCUGCGGAAGCAAUGACGUUAUCGUUAAAUGCACUACCUAUGUCGCGGCAAAAGAAAGCAGGGAAAACAUUUGUGGUGUCAGAUCGUUGUCAUCCUCAAACAAUUGCUGUUCUUGAUUCGAGAGCAACAGGUUUUGGUGUCAAGAUCGUGGUGGGAGAUAUUCUGGGACAUGACUGUCAGCUCGUCCGAGAUCAAGGAGAGACCUUGAUCGGCGUCCUGGCCCAAUACCCCGAUACUUACGGAGGGGUCUUUGAUUUUCAAACCCUUUCAAAUAUUGUCCACGCGGCCGACGCUACAUUUUGUGUAGCAACAGACUUACUCGCUCUCACUCUCCUUAAAGCCCCGGGCGAGUUUGGGGCCGAUGUCGCUUUUGGCAAUGCCCAACGUUUUGGUGUUCCUUUGGGAUAUGGCGGACCCCACGCCGCCUUCUUUGCCUGCAAUGAAAAGCACAAACGAAAGAUCCCUGGUCGUCUUGUCGGCGUGUCCAAGGAUCGUCUCGGUAAUCGAGCUCUUCGACUAGCCUUGCAGACUCGCGAACAGCAUAUCAGAAGAGAGAAGGCGACCAGCAAUAUCUGUACCGCUCAAGCGCUCCUUGCAAACAUGAGUGCAUUUUAUGCCAUAUAUCAUGGACCUCAUGGUUUGAAGAAUAUCGCCAAACGCAUUUGGGCCAUGGCCAAGUUUGCGCAAAUCUUGAUUGAACGAAAUGGCUACAAGACAGCAACCCAGGGCGUUCGUGACGACGGUGCGGUGCUCUUUGAUACCGUGACCGUCGAACUAGACAACCCUCAGCAAAUGGAACGGAUCCUGCAAAUCGCCCGCCAAAAUCACAUAGGCCUCAGAUCGGACGUUCCGGGCCGAGUGAGCUUUUCCAUGGAUGAGACCAUUUCCGCUGGAAUUUUGGAACAAUUGGUUGAAUGCUUUGGGGUCACGAAACAAGACUAUCUGGAUGCGUUGAGUGAUCCUGAAAUCCGAUGCAAGGUGAACAAUGCCGAUAUUCCCCUCGAGGUACGGCGACAAUCAGCCUUCUUGACCCAUCCCGUUUUCAAUCAACAUCAUUCGGAGACCGAGUUACUCCGAUACAUCCAUCAUCUCCAAUCCAAAGAUCUUUCUCUGGUCCAUUCAAUGAUACCGCUUGGGUCUUGCACGAUGAAACUCAAUGGCACUACGGAGAUGCUACCCGUGUCGUUCGCGGGAUUCUCCAAACUGCACCCUUUUACGGAAGUGGAAAAUGCCAAAGGAUACCGGACAUUAGUCCAGCGACUGUCGAAUGCUUUGACCUCCAUCACCGGAAUGGAUGGUGUGAGUCUGCAACCCAAUUCAGGUGCCCAAGGAGAAUUUACGGGACUCAGAGUGAUCAAAAAAUACCUUGACAGUACGGAUGAGGGAAAGGGAAGAAAUAUUUGCCUCAUUCCGGUGUCGGCUCAUGGUACGAACCCGGCAUCUGCAGCCAUGGCUGGAAUGACAGUUGUUCCGUUAAAGUGUGAUAUCAAGACAGGCAAUCUUGAUAUCAACGAUCUGAAGGCAAAAUGCCAAAAGUACCAGGAUAAAUUGGCUGCCAUCAUGGUCACAUAUCCCAGUACGUUUGGUGUCUUUGAACCCGGGAUCAAAGCCGUGUGCAAGAUGGUUCAUGACCACGGAGGUCAAGUCUAUAUGGACGGUGCCAAUAUGAAUGCCCAAAUAGGAUUGUGCAACCCUGGUGAAAUCGGUGCCGACGUUUGUCACCUCAACCUCCACAAGACUUUCUGCAUUCCUCAUGGUGGAGGAGGUCCCGGUGUGGGACCCAUUGCCGUCAAACAACAUCUUGAGGCAUUCCUGCCUGGUCAUCCGCACGUCGAUCCUCAUUCUACGGGUAGUGACCGGUCCCAGACAGCCAUAUCUCCGGUCAGUUCGGCGCCUUGGGGAAGUGCAUCCCUCCUGCCGAUCAGUUAUGCCUACAUUCAACUCAUGGGAAGCGCGGGAUUAAAGCACGGGACCGAAAUGGCUUUGUUGAAUGCCAACUAUAUCAUGUCCCGCCUCAAACCGCAUUAUCCCAUCUUGUACACAAAUGAACACGGUCGAUGCGCCCAUGAAUUCAUUCUCGACGCAAGAGGGUUCAAAGAAACGGCAGGCAUUGAAGCCAUUGACAUGGCUAAACGACUCCAAGAUUAUGGAUUCCAUGCUCCUACAAUGAGCUGGCCCGUCGCGAAUACGCUGAUGAUUGAACCCACGGAGUCGGAGUCGAAGGAAGAACUCGAUCGGUUCUGCGAUGCUUUGAUUGAAAUCAGAAAAGAAAUCCAAGAUAUUGAAGAUGGCAAGGUCCCAAGGGAAGGAAAUGUGUUGAAGAUGUCGCCACAUCCACAGGCCGACUUAAUGAGAACCGAUUGGGACCGUCCAUAUACCCGAGAACAAGCAGCGUAUCCACUCCCUUGGCUUCGAGAGAAGAAGUUCUGGCCCACGGUGGCUCGUGUUGAUGAUGCUUAUGGUGAUACCAACCUUUUCUGUACUUGUACCCCGGUAGAAGGUGAUGACGAAGGAACCAAAAGUGUUUGA
Molecule: messenger RNA, 3036 nt
Organism: Rhinocladiella mackenziei CBS 650.93
Lineage: Eukaryota; Fungi; Ascomycota; Eurotiomycetes; Chaetothyriales; Herpotrichiellaceae
Product: glycine dehydrogenase
Exons: 1
Coding region: 1-3036 (1011 amino acids)
Biological process (GO): glycine decarboxylation via glycine cleavage system
Cellular component (GO): glycine cleavage complex; mitochondrion
Molecular function (GO): glycine binding; pyridoxal phosphate binding; glycine dehydrogenase (decarboxylating) activity
Source: RefSeq, a predicted model, not a curated record